Molecule: messenger RNA, 957 nt
Organism: Nothoprocta perdicaria
Lineage: Eukaryota; Metazoa; Chordata; Aves; Tinamiformes; Tinamidae
Gene: NTF3
Product: neurotrophin 3
Exons: 2
Coding region: 107-910 (267 amino acids)
Biological process (GO): positive regulation of peptidyl-serine phosphorylation; nerve growth factor signaling pathway; regulation of neuron differentiation
Molecular function (GO): growth factor activity; nerve growth factor receptor binding
Source: RefSeq, a predicted model, not a curated record
CAACUCUGCACAGCCCAAGCAGACCAACUUUAAGACUUUGAAUGAACAUAUAUACAUUCACCUUUCUCUUCAUGUCGACUUUUCUGGAAACAUUCACACGGAUGCCAUGGUUACUCCUACCACGGUGAACAAGGUGAUGUCCAUCUUGUUUUAUGCGAUAUUUCUUGCUUAUCUUCGUGGCAUCCAAUCAACAAACAUGGAUCAAAGAAAUUUACCAGAAGAUUCAAUAAAUUCUCUCAUUAUUAAACUCAUUCAGGCAGACAUUUUGAAAAACAAGCUUUCAAAGCAGAUGGUAGAUAUUAAGGAAAAUCAUCAUAACACAUUGCAGAAAGCAGAGACUCAGCAGGACAUCGAUGGAGUUGAAAAUGUGAAAUCAGACUUCCAGCCAGUUGUUCCAGUGGAUACUGACCUCUUAAGGCAGCAAAGACGUUACAAUUCUCCCCGAGUCCUCUUGAGUCACAACACACCACUGGAGCCCCCACCACUGUAUCUCAUGGAGGAUUAUAUUGGAAGUUCAGCGGUCAUGAAUAGAACCUUACGAAGUAAAAGGUAUGCAGAGCACAAGAGCCACCGAGGGGAAUAUUCUGUUUGUGACAGUGAGAGCUUGUGGGUUACGGACAAAUCCUCUGCUAUCGACAUUAGAGGACACCAGGUAACAGUUCUGGGAGAAAUUAAAACAGGCAAUUCCCCAGUUAAGCAAUACUUUUAUGAAACAAGGUGCAAAGAAGCCAAGCCUGUAAAAAAUGGCUGCAGAGGCAUCGAUGAUAAGCACUGGAACUCCCAAUGCAAGACUUCCCAAACUUAUGUUAGAGCACUGACUUCAGAAAACAAUAAACUGGUAGGAUGGAGAUGGAUCAGAAUAGACACCUCCUGUGUGUGUGCAUUAUCAAGAAAAAUAGGAAGAACAUAAAUCUGCAUCUCUUGGCUAUAUAAAUUAUUACUUUAAAUUAUGAUAUG